CGCACAGGGGGAGUGUGAGGCGGCUCGGCGACUCUGUGACGCCAGGUCGAUAAGACCCAACUCAGGCAGCGAGAGCGCUCAGGAGGGGCCCGGUGAUUCCCAGAAAGCGUAAACUACACACAAAAAAAGUGACUGUCAAGAGGACACUGGACCUUUCAGCGCUAAGGAGUCCCUAAAACACACAAACAACAACAAAAUCAAAGAACACUUUACCGUUUGCCUUCUGGAGGUGGAUAGUGUCCUAACACUCCUCACACUUCUUUUAGGAGAGGAGAGGACAGUGCGUCCACCAUGAAUGUCACCUCACUCUUCUCAUUCACCAGCCCUGCUGUCAAACGGCUGCUCGGAUGGAAGCAGGGAGACGAAGAAGAGAAGUGGGCAGAAAAAGCGGUUGAUGCUCUGGUUAAGAAACUGAAAAAGAAGAAGGGAGCCAUGGAGGAGCUGGAACGGGCUCUCAGCUGCCCCGGGCAGCCCAGUAACUGUGUGACGAUCCCUCGUUCACUGGAUGGACGGUUGCAGGUGUCCCACAGGAAAGGCCUGCCACAUGUUAUUUAUUGCCGGGUGUGGCGCUGGCCUGACCUGCAGUCCCACCAUGAACUGAAGGCGCUGGAGUGCUGCGAGUACCCCUUUGGCUCCAAACAAAAGGAUGUGUGCAUUAACCCCUACCACUACAAACGGGUCGACAGCCCAGUGCUUCCUCCUGUCUUGGUUCCAAGGAACAGCGAGUUUAACGCUAAGCACACAAUGCUUCCUCGAUUUCGCAACCCUCUACAGCAAAACGAGCCACACAUGCCCCAGAAUGCCACCUUCCCAGAAUCCUUUGCACAGGCCAACACUGUGCCAUUCCUUCACUCUCCCGGUAAUAGCUACCCAAAUUCCCCCGGCAGUGGUAGCACCAUCACCUUUCCUCAUUCACCCUCUAGCUCCGAUCCUGGCAGUCCAUUCCAGAUGCCAGAGACUCCUCCACCCGCUUAUAUGCCUCCAGAGGAGCAGAUGACUCAGGAUUGCCCCCAACCAAUGGACACCAACCUCAUGGCUCCACCCUUGCCCUUAGAAAACAACAAUCGAGCAGUGUCCUCUCCAGAUGUGCAGCCAGUGGCUUAUGAAGAACCCAAGUACUGGUGCUCCAUUGUUUACUACGAACUCAACAAUCGAGUAGGUGAAGCGUUCCAGGCUUCCUCCACCAGUGUUCUCGUCGACGGCUUCACAGAUCCCUCCAACAAUCGCAAUCGAUUUUGCCUCGGCCUGCUCUCCAAUGUGAACCGGAACUCCACCAUCGAGAACACCCGACGGCACAUUGGCAAAGGCGUCCAUCUGUAUUACGUUGGAGGAGAGGUGUAUGCAGAAUGUCUAAGUGACAGCAGCAUAUUUGUCCAGAGUCGUAACUGUAACUACCAACAUGGAUUCCACCCCACAACUGUGUGCAAGAUUCCCAGCAGAUGCAGCUUGAAGAUAUUCAACAACCAGGAGUUUGCUGAGCUUCUGGCCCAGUCUGUCAACCAUGGCUUUGAGGCAGUUUACGAGCUCACUAAGAUGUGUACCAUCCGCAUGAGCUUUGUUAAGGGCUGGGGAGCAGAGUACCACCGUCAGGAUGUGACCAGUACACCCUGCUGGAUAGAGAUCCAUCUGCAUGGUCCUCUACAAUGGUUGGAUAAGGUCCUGACCCAGAUGGGCUCCCCCCACAACCCUAUAUCCUCUGUCUCCUAGGCUUCUGUGGCCCCAGUGGUCUCUGUCCUCAGCCCUGCGGCUGUCCACACCCCAGCAUUUUUGACUAAGUAGCAAGAAUAGCAGCUAACUGGUCCCAAGGUAGUUUGCGGUUUACUCCUCACUUGUAGAGUUUUGACGAAAACCCAAACUGAUCUGGGACCUGCAUCAUUGAACAGGUCAUAGGUAGGUUUGUUUUGUACUUGAAGGACACCAGAAUUGGGCACAUUUACAGACUGGGAGAGGGAUAAGCAGAGUUAAAAGAUGCAACUGGAAAUUACUUGAUCUUUGUGACCAAUCAUUUGACCGACCAUCACAUGCAUCAUGAGGUGAGCGUCCUCUUAGAACUGGCUUUCACUGUUCCUUCUAUCAACUGUUCUGUCAUUCUGGAAAACAACUCAUUUUGUAUCCAAAUAUUUCACUCAAAACUCAACAUGAGUAGUGACAGUAGUUAUGGGACCAGGUCACCAAAUGUUACAGUCGGUCGAUAUUUUCCGUGAAUUAUGUUCUGCAAUGGAAUAUAUAAACGGAAAGUUCUUUUAAAAAGUACAGAAUUAGCGGGGAAUUUAGUUAUUGCUAACUAAAUUCUAACUAAAAUCAGCUAACUCUGGAAACUCAACAAGCUUCUGAAAAUGUUUUUUUAAAAAUAAAAAUGAAUCAUAACAACAAAACAGCCUAAAUAAAUCAGAAAUAAUUAGUGUAAGUGUAAAAAGUAGCAUUUAGUUAGAGGCAUGAGACUCAAAGGGCAAUUCAGUCAAUAAAAAAAAAAAGAAAUUGAAAUCUCAGUGUUGUUACUGUUGUUACAUGUUUUCUUUUACGAGAAUGAUUAAAAAAUACUAUCAUGACAUAUUUACUAUUAAAAAAUGUGCUGUGCAGUCUGUUUUUUUUGUUUGUUUUUUUGCGAUGCAUAGUUUGUUUAGUGUAGUGUUCUGCAUUUAGGACUGAUAACAUGAAACUGCAGCAGUUUGCAGAAAGAAACGUGCCCGACAUGUGGCGGCACUGCUGAUGCACAUCUAUAUACACGUCACUGUUUAGAACCAUGCUUCCAGUGAAACCCACCCACCUUCAUGCACUGAGACUCAUGUAUAGAACAAAUGCAUUACAGAGAGGGAAACAUAUUUUUUUGAAAAAUCUUUAACCCUGUAACCUGUGUUGUGGAAAUAUUGUCACUUUUGUUUUGUCAAUGAGAGUAAUCAUGCAAACAUUGUUGAUGGUGCUCCAAAAAUAUUUGUCAUUGUCACCUUUUUUUUUUAACUGAUCCUCCUCACUCUUUUCUUUAUAUUGUGGAGCAUUAAAAACCUUUUUUUUCCUCAACACAUUUUUAAUCACCCUAGUGGAACUUCCUUUGCCUACUUCCUGGUAUUUGCUUCCCUUUUCACCUUUGGCAAACCAUCAUUGCUGGUUAAUGUUAAAGGAUUUGCCAAUGUGGGAGGCUAAUUGGACUGAGUUCUUUAUUUUGCGGCAAAACGUAUUUGUGCCCAUAAGCGUUAUCGACAUUUUACGAAAUUCUCUGCUCAGAUAAAUUUAUUUAAACAUAUGUUUAACACUCCAAUGAAAGUUUUUUUCAGUCACAUUUCAUUUCUUCAUUUUAAGGGAUUUUUUUGUUUAGGUCUUGAUUUGGUUUCUGACUUUUCUAGCUAGUUUUUUGUCAUUUUUUUUUUUCACUAUUUGUCUAGGGUCCUUUCAUUGUUUUUUUUUUUUCAUUGAAUUACUUUCCCUUGACUUCCUAUACUCACAGACAGCUGAGUUUGGAUUUUGUGAAGUGUUGUCCUAAUCCUAUGAUGGCGGUGCAAACAAAACAAAAUAAACAUUUCAAUUUUGAAAAAAAUAAAAAUAGUGGUAAAAGCAUAUUGUAACGGGGAUUAAUGCUUUUGCAAACAAGCAGAGUGGGGACUGGCACGACAUACUCUACAGAAAUAAUAGUGUUUUUGUUUACAGCACUUGAAAAUUCCUUCAAAUCCCUAAUUUUAAACUCUGAAAGAAGGUGCGAUCUUUUUUAAAUGCAACUAUUAUCAAAUACAGAUGAGGUUUGCAACAAAAGUUACAAUUUGUUGGAUCAUAUUUAGAGCCAUAACUGACUUCCACUGCUGCAACACAGCACAGCAAGUUCAGAAAAGCUGUUUGUUUGUUUUUGUUGGAGGAGCUGAACUAGUUUUCCUUUCGUUGACCUCGGCCCAAAAAUGCUGAUUCACUGAAUAUGGGAUUGCUUCACAUUUCUGCCAUUACAGUGUAAAUAUUUUAUUAAAUCUCUCAUAUCAUUUUUACAGUGGUUGGAAAAAAAACUCAUUAAAAUGACUUAAGUAAAAAAAAUAAGCAAUCAGGUGUUAACCAAUGAAAGAGAAAGUGUCACUUAUUCAUGUCAAACUAUGUUUUAUUGAUGUCUCUUUAUCUUGUUUCUUUUCUUUUUUUUAAGAUUUGUUCAGUUUUCAUCCGUUCUUGCUUUGCUGAACACAUAACAUUCUUUUUUUUGUAUUUUCAACAUUUUUGCUUUGUCUGCACUUUCACAUGUUGCUUCAUUGUCUGUUUUGCUCAAUAAGGCAGUUUUGUUCAUGAAUAUCAAGUCUCUACUGGAAAAUUCAAUAAAACUGUUUCAAUAA
Messenger RNA from Oryzias latipes (Japanese medaka), 4301 nucleotides. Its product is annotated as mothers against decapentaplegic homolog 1. The record is from RefSeq and is a predicted model, not a curated record. Gene Ontology annotation, biological process: BMP signaling pathway; SMAD protein signal transduction; anatomical structure morphogenesis. Gene Ontology annotation, molecular function: DNA-binding transcription factor activity, RNA polymerase II-specific; I-SMAD binding; RNA polymerase II cis-regulatory region sequence-specific DNA binding. Lineage: Eukaryota; Metazoa; Chordata; Actinopteri; Beloniformes; Adrianichthyidae. Gene Ontology annotation, cellular component: heteromeric SMAD protein complex.